Molecule: messenger RNA, 3864 nt
Organism: Sturnus vulgaris (Common starling)
Lineage: Eukaryota; Metazoa; Chordata; Aves; Passeriformes; Sturnidae
Source: RefSeq, a predicted model, not a curated record
AAGAGAAGAUGUCUCUGUCUCCAUUGCAAUACCUUUUUCCAACACCAGUCAUUAUCUAGGGGUGUUUUGCAUUUUGUAAUUCAUACCUAAAUGUACCAGGAUUGCAGUUUUUGUUUCAGUUCCGUAUGAGCUGAUGGAGAACAAAUCCGAUGUUCAGUUCUCUGCCAUGUGUGCUCCCAACAUAACCUAAACUUAGUUCUGUUCUGAAGAGGUUACAUUUCAUCGUUUUUAGUUACUGUUGAUUGAAAAAAAAAAAAAAUCUGUCUAAUGAAACUCUACCAAGACUUCAGGUCUGAAUUUUCAUCUUGAAAGACUUAAGUAAUAAAGGCCAAGAAAUCCAGCACAUUCCUGCUCUACUGCAGAAGGGCAGAGCACCACAAAAAGGAGAAAGCCUACUAUAGAAUCUAAAGGGCACAGCUAAAGGGGUUGUACAAAUGGUGUGAAGGAGACUGUACUAGAAAGACAGAGGCAGUGCUUACCAUGGAAUCAGGACUUGAAAAAGAAUGCAAGGAAGUCAUUAUGGUUAUGGCUGGGGAUGAGAAAGCAUCAGUCAGGAAGCUGAAGUUGUGUCCAAGUGAUUAAGUUCAAAAGGACCUCUAACCUUGAAAGGUUAGAAGUAACAAAGCAAAUGGCAAGACAAAAAGUGACUUGGAGGAGCAGAUACAAGUGUCUGAAUAGGCAUGGGCUCUUCAACUUGGUAGAGAGUCUGUUAAGGUGAGAUAUGAUAGAAAUCUUAAAAACCAUGAGUGGUACAGAGAAGAUGGAUAGCCAUUGCUUUUUUCCAACAUUUCUUCUGAACAAAAAAUGAGGGGAUGUAUACAGUAUAACUGAAGUCUAAAAACCAAAGUGAUUCUUUGCAUAAGAGACCCCUGAGGACUCCCUUUGGGUUAAAGUUUACACAGGUUGAAAGAGUGACUCGGUAAGUUUGUAGAAGAGGGACCUUUUGAAUGUUACUAAAUAUAUAGAAACUGUUGGAAAUAGCCAGAGCCGAAAACAAUGUGAGGUCAUGGGAUUGUUGAGGGGCACUGUCUUACUUUAGCACUGGUGUUGGUGGCUGAAUUUGGAGAUGGAAGUGGUGACUUGUAGAAAAGUGAUUGUUUAACAUAUUUUUCAGUAAGUGUGUGUUACUCUGGGAAUAAUACUCUGGAACAUUUGGAAUAAUGCCCUUGAGCAGCUUAAUCAAACAAAAAAGCACUGAAGCAAAAAUGUUCAAAAAAUGUGAUGUCUAAUGGCUUUGUCUUCAUUCUGUCUUCACAGGAAUCUCAUGAUUACACUCUUUUGGAUAUUCCCAUAACUAGAGAGCAGAUGAAUCACUAUCGAGCUGCAGCUGAAACUGCUCAAAGUGAACUUGCAGCACUUUCAGUGAAGUAUGACUCUGCCCAGUCAGAGCUUCUUAAACUCGGGUCGAGCAUGAUCUCUAAAGAAGCUUCUUUUCAAGAGCUGAAGGCUGAAGCUGAAAGCUAUAAGGAAAACAAUGCUAGGCUGAUGUCUCGCCUCCUGUCUUUGCAAACACGAAUCCAGGAGAUGGAAGAAGAGCUGUGUGUGCUUGCUGCUUCUAAAAACCAGGCUGAGCUGACAGCUCAGGUGGCAUAUAAGGAAAAUUUGGAGCUGAAGGAGGAGCUUAAUGAGAAAAGUGCCAAACUUCAUAAAUAUUUGAAUGAGUGUGAAGACAACAUGACUAAGGCUUCUAAAAUCAGCCAAAACUAUGAAGAGCUCCUUGCACAUCUUUCUGGAUUCUUGGACAUAGACAUCAGAGAAAAAGAGAAACCACGGGAACAUCUAACAUCAAAGGUCUCUGAAAUAUGUAAAGAAAAUCUGACACUAAAAGACCGGGUUGCUGCUCUUCAAGAAGAGGUGAAUGUCCAUGAGAUGGAGUCUAAAGCUAACAGAGAAACUAUCAUGAGACUAGUUUCAGAAGUAGCCAAGGAGCAGGAAAAGGCAGCAGGAUACUGCCAAGACAUGGAAAAGCUUAGUAAGGAUCUUCACAGUGCUAUAAUAAAGAGACAGAGUUUAGAGAUGGAGAUCAGAAACCUCCAAGAAAAACUGGCUGUUAACCAGAAAGCUUUGGAUACCUCAAAGCAGGAACUGCAGAAUCUGAAGAAAUCUUCCAGGGAGUUAGAUGCAAGACUGAAGAGUAGCAGAGAAGAGGCCAGGACUGCCCAGAGCUCUUUAGAGGCUUUUAAAGAAGAAAUUGCUACCCUGCUCAGCCGUGGAUUUGCAAUAGUUAAACCUUCUCAGAAGGCCAUUUUGGAGAGGAUCCGAGAAAUAAAUUGCAAAGAGCAGAAUAAAGAAAAAAUGGUGUCUCAGCUUGAAACACAAUUAGCUAAAUUGACUAAAGCUUUGGAAAAUCAGACCAGAUUGUACCAUGAAGCCCUGGAGAGGAGCAGGAAAGCUGAAAAAUGUUCUGAGAAUUUCCACGAUCAACUGAAGCACUUGGAAGAGGAAUUAUUAACUGGAGACCUGAUGCAAGAUGGUUUGAAGCUUGAGAAACAAAAAUAUCUGAAAUUUCUGGAACAACUGAAUGAGAAGAUGAAGCUGGACAGUGUAGCAGCAGAGGUUGGAUUUGAUAUGACUAUGGAUGCGAUUCUGGCCCGGGUAGAGCAGUUGGUGAAACUGGAAGGUGAUGCGGUGGUUGAGAACAAGACUGUGGCAUACGGCCUCAGAAGGAAGUUGAAGGCUCAGAAAGAAAAACUUGAAAGUAAAGAGCUGCACAUGAACCUUCUGCGGCAGAAAAUAACCCAGCUGGAGGAAGAGAAGCAAGUAAGGGCUGCAUUAGCUGUGGAAAGGGAUGAGGCCAAUCUCGCUGUCAAAAAGUUACAUAAGAUGAUAGAGAGGCUACAGAAGCAGCUUGAUCUGGCAAGGGAAACAAAUAGUGAUCUCAAAGCCAAGCUGUCUGAAACCAGUGAACUUAAGAUCAAAACUUUGGAGCAGAACAGAGCAAUAGAGGAACUCAAUAAGUCUCAAGGCAAAUUGGAAAGAAUGAAAGAAAAAGCUGAGAAACAACUUAGAUCUGCCAAAUCAGAACUUCUUUUAACGGAGCGUAAAGCUACUGAAGAUAAAGAAAAAAACAAAAAUAUAUUAGAAGCUGUUACCAGUGAGAUGAAGGUGCUUAAAACAACACUUGCAGAACUAGCAAAAAGAGAGAGACAGCUGGCAGAUUUCCGAGAGGUGGUCUCGCAGAUGCUGGGCCUCGACAUCGCCAGCCUGGCUCUUCCCGACUAUGAAAUCAUUACUCGCCUUGAGGGGCUGAUCCACUGCCAUCAGCACCACCUCUUCCCCUGUGUCUGCCUCAAAAAUGUGGCUCCCAGAGGGGCAGCAAAGAAACAUCCUGCCUCUUCUCUGAACGGAGAUGGGACAAAGUAAAAUUUUCUGUUUGCUUCCUCACCUGCUGGAGCUCCGCAGUAAACGGAUCCCUAUUUCUGUUCCCUACUCUAGAGACACCAGCUAGGGCUGAUUUUUAGAACUUCAGCUGAGAGACUGAUUGGAACGGGUAAAGACAGCAGCCUGGAGAUGGCAAACAGAAAAUCUCUGGGCAGCUUAAUACUUCGGUCAUGAAAAUGAUAGGCAACACAUCAACAAUGCCCUCCAGUUUCAGUGCAGAGGCACUGAAGUCAUGGGUCACCCAAGGUCAGUUCACAGUUCUGAGAAGUUAUUGAAUGUCUGCUUCAGUGGCAUUCCUUGUGUUUUACCUCUAGGUGACAAGGAUGAAAUAAAGUAGGAGUUGUCCUGCUGCUUUUCUUCUUCCCACCUGGACAUCUCUGCAUUUUUACAUAUAAGGGCUUUCACUUCAAGACAAUUGUCUGCAAGUUAGAGGAUUAUCUCAAUUUUGAGAGAUUCUUUUUUCCUUCUGUUGGUUUCUUUUGU